Messenger RNA from Porites lobata, 9132 nucleotides. The record is from the annotation of a GenBank genome assembly. Lineage: Eukaryota; Metazoa; Cnidaria; Anthozoa; Scleractinia; Poritidae.
AUGGAUUUUGUUAAUCCCGAUGAUGGUCAAAUUAUCCCAGUGUAUCGAGUCAUGGAUCUUGAUGGCAACGUCUUGAACGAAUCACACGAUCCUAAGGUACCAUGAUCAAAUAAUUAUAAGAUUAAGUGUCUGUAACUGUUAUUUACUAGUGAAAAUGUAAUGUAAGUAUUCAAAAAAAUUUGACCCCUGUAUCUGGAGACAAAAAGUCGGCUUUGAGGAAACUUACCAGAUACGCAAGUACGUACCAGAAAAAUGUGCGGCUUUAAAAAGAAGUGCCACAAUCUAUAAGGCACGGUCAUAAUUUGUUGAAACACUUUCGAAAAACACAAAAUGCACCAUUGAAAGUCUUUGUGGGGUACACGUAUUGCCGGCUUUCCUCAUCUCCCUAAUGUUUGUUUGAAGGGUUUUCUUGGGUAUAAAUGCUUUCGAAAUCAACAUUGUAGGCCGCAAAAAGCGGGGAGGGGGGCAAAAUUCGUUAGAUUCAACGAUUAAGACCAGGAAAGAAGCCGCUUUCAGAGCCAGUUUAACUCGUAAAAUGAAUGCAUCAUUUAUUCAUCCAUUCUUGGAUCACAGUUUCGCUGCAUGAUUGGUUUUGUUGCGCACGAAAAGGGAACGUUCUCAUAGAAUAAAACCUGAUAGACUGGAGAAAGUUCAUUAUCAGUGUUUCUUAAGGCGAUAUGUUUGAGAGGCAGAAUUAAGUAAGCUACAAUUCCCUAUCGUGCUCUAAUCGUGCUCGAGUCCCGCUUUACCUAAGUAAAUGUCGAACAACGUUCUGAAGAUCGUGGUCACGCGAUAGUAGUAUGCAGUUGGCAUGGGUUUCCCUAUUACCACGAAUCCACCAACUUUAUCUCGUUAUGGAUUAUUAUUGAUUGGUAUUAUUCUUGUCUGUGUUUUUCCCUAGCUGAAGAAAGAAACCGUACAAGAUAUGUACAAAAAGAUGAUCCUUUUUAAUACAAUGGAGCGUAUCCUAUAUGAGGCACAACGACAAGUAUGUUUAAUCCGAAUCCAUAUUACAUGGCCGCGCGAAGAUACGAAAUUUCUCUUCGAGUGCGAACGAGUGAAAUAUUAUUUAAAACCCGCGAAGAGAAAUUUCGUAUCUCCAAGCGGCCAUGUAAUGUUUUAUUUAUUAAAUAAACACCAAUUAAUGCCAAACCAUGUGAAAGGCGCGAUUUAUUAUGUAGCCAUAGCAACGGCGAUCUUUCCAGGCGUGAAGAAAUCGUCUUUUUUCGGGAAAGCUUGCCUGGUAUUUCAUGGGUGUUUAUAUAAUAAAUAUAUAUAUUGUAGGCGAUUGGCUUCCUUUCAAAAUAUCAGAAACUAAAACAUAUGAUCAUUACAAUUUUACCGACGCCCGGUUUGCUCGUUGGUAGAGUGCCGGUCUGCUGAAUAUGAGGCCGUGAGCUCGAACCCCAGCAGGAGCACCAAAGGGUCUUUAAAAAAAUUAGUAAUAACCAAUGGUUAGAGAGUACGGGCGACAACGAUCGGAGGUCCAAAACGCUCUUGCUCAAGCGCUGUGCUUUGCGUACGUUUGCACGUGACAGAUGAUAAAAACACGUGUGAUCAGAUUACGAUUGACAUAAGGCCCAAACGCGCGUGAUCAAUUCCAUUCAUUCUUAGUCGGAGUCCAAACGAAUACAUGGGACGCAUGCGUAAUAGCAACCUGGAGAUUAGGAUUGCGGGCUCCUCCUUUCGCCCGCAAUAACUGGUAAGACUAUGCUAGCCGCGAUUAAAACGCUUUUUUGAGGUCAGAUGAUAGUGUCAUUACCCGGUGGCGUGAAACCUGAUUGGCCUUGUCUCCUUUAAAUAACCAUGCGCAUCAGCUGGAAGGAAAAUGUAAAAGACUCCUUGACACUGUUCGGAAAGUGUAGGGGACCUAGGCCUUGAUGUUAUGGUCCAUCCGACUUGCUCCGUCAUCACUUGUCUGUGUGGGCGAGGUGAGGGCCGUGAGGGGUCCAAACAGGAACCGGCUUAAGCGGAUGCAGAAUGCGUCUUUAAACACGCUGUCGUCCAAUCUCACCUCUCCAGUUCCUAUGCUAUUCAGCCACUGGUUGGAAAGAGAGGAAAACCGGCACCAUUUGCGUUUCCAUUUCAUAGGGACGGAUAUCAUUUUACAUGACAAACUAUGGUGAAGAAGGCACUCAUUUUGGUAGCGCGGCUGCUCUGUUGCCUGAAGAUGUAAUAUUCGCCCGGUACCGUGAGGCUGGUGUGCUGAUGUCAAGAGGCUCCACAAUAGACGAAUACAUGAGCCAGUGCUUUUCUAAUCGGAAUGACAAUAGAAAAGGACGACAAAUGCCUGUUCAUUUUGGUUCUAAAGAUCUUAACUUUGUUACUAUUUCAUCCCCCCUUGCUACUCAGAUGCCACAAGGUUAGUAAGUGUUAACUGUGUUAUGUUAAGGUUACCUUUGAAUUUCAAACAUCAGAUUGUAAAUUACUAGUAACAACAGUAUGAUGCAAGUUAAGGUUAAGAGAUACCUGAAAUUAAAUGAGAUUAGUCUGUGUACAGCUGCCCCUUAAAUGAGGUCCACGUCUAUUUAAGUAAUCACCACGUGAUCACAUGUUUUGUGUCAUGGGGCAUGACAAAACUUGUAAUACGAGCCCGAAAUAAAGUAGAACCCCGAUAACUCGAACUCGGAUAACUCGAACUCCCUGCUAACUCGAAGUAAGUCCAAUUUCCCUUGGAUUUCACCCUACUUUUCAGUCAUAUUUACUUGGAUAACUCGAAUUCCCUUCCAGCUCAAACUAAUUCAUUUCCCUUGAUUCACUGACGUUUACCUCGAUAACUCAAAUUCUGGUUCUUGUAACUCCACUCGGAUGCCAUCCCAUUAGCUCUUCUUUUUGUAAAAUCAGUAAAAACAAUAAAACUAACUCUGGUCAACGAACAGAUCACAUUUUAUCAUUUAAAAAAAUUCCCAAUCAUGUUACCUUUUCUGAUAAAAUAAAGUGAUUUUACUUAACCCGUGAAACAGGUUGUAGAAUACUACGCGCUAUUACGCACUAAUCCCAUUGUGUUCUUUUGUGUACCUCUUGCUGUUUUGCACUACUUGACCUACUCGUUAUUAUCUGUUUCACGGUCCAAGUAAAAUCACUCCGAGGCUUUCUGGUCAUUUUUCUAUAUUUAGUUUGGUUUUCUUUGUGCUCAAGUCUCUUCUGGGAAUUGCGACACAGUGGAGUCGUGAAAAAUUUGCAAUUUUGACCCUAAAGCCUCGGAGCCAUGUUAGAAUUUUAUAUAUAUCGAACGUGGGCUAUGGUAAAUUUCCCAAAUCUCCCCUAUCGUCCCCGGCCUAUGUUAGGUAAUCCAAGACAAACUUGGAUUCAGGAUUUCACGAGCUGUAGUUCCGGAUUCAUUGUCAUAUGAGCUUGGGUUCGGGAUUGGAUUCCUUAAGAUGAAUUGCGGAUUCCAAGACCCAUGAUUCCGGAUUCCACAUGUAAAAAUUUCCCGGAUUCUGGAUUACUUUACAUGCGGCGGCUCUGACAAUAUCUUUCUGUUUCAGCAACUGGAUAUGCCUAUGCAAUGAAAAGAGCAGGCACUGGAAACUGUGUCAUCUGUUACUUUGGUGAAGGAACCGCAAGCGAAGGAGAUGCUCAUGCAGCAUUCAAUUUUGCUGCAACUCUGGAAGCACCUGUUGUUUUCUGCUGGUGAGGUUCAACAUAACGAUAGUUAAAAAGCUUACACAUAACCUGAGUUGUGAGUUAACUUUUGGCAAUCAUGGAAAAUGUAGUUUUGUAGGUAGAGGCGUGUCACCGAUUGGCUUCCCCAGUUUGUUGCGGACGAGACGUUGAAAGAGUCUGGGUUCGAUUUUCGACUGGACCAACACUCAGUUGACUCAGGUCUUAACUGAAAUAAUAGAUGAAGAAUGUGUUGCCUGCCUCUAGGCGGGCAAAAAACAGAUGGGUUAACAAUCUAGUCUCCUUAGAAUCUUAGAAAAGUACUAAAAACCGUAGGUUCGCUUUAAAAUAACCCACAGGGAUUUGGCCUUUUGGGACGUAAAAUAACCCACGUUGUUGUUCGAAAAGAGAACAGGACGUAGACUGUCGCGGUGACCAACCGUUUAUGGGAACAUGAAGAUGAAAAACGAGAUUAGAGUAGUCGAGUGAAUAGCGUUCAGUUAUUUGGAGUGCCGAUUUCAAAGAUUCUGCGGCUUUCCGUUUCGGCUACAAUGAUUGAGAAGAUUAAAUUGGAGCGCGGCUUGCUUUGAUGCAUCUAAGUUUUCCUUUCUAUCGACUUCUCGAAGAUGUUUGCGGACCUACUUUUCUGUCUGUUUUUUUUUUAAUAACAGUAACAUUUUACUACCCGCGAAAAUAGCAGCCUCUCAUCGCAAUACGUCGCUGGGAAACGUCCACGGGAAGACGGAGGGCAAUGAGGGCAGAGAAUUGAUCGGCAAACUUCAGAUUUCAGCCAGUUAGGCCUAGGCCAAAUGUCAAACUUUUCAUGAGACGCACCAAACUCUAAGUUGGCUCGACCUAAAGUAAGGUAAGAACGUCUGUGGGGUCAGACGUCAAACUUAGGGCGCGUAGAGCCAAUCAACUGAGACAGACCCAAAAGCAAUUUUGAUAAAUUUUCUCCCCAGCGAGGCUAAAUAUACAUUAUGAUACAAUUUUUUUUCUAUCUAUUACUUUAGUUCAUCGUAUGUAAAGAUCGACGUUUGUCCCGGCGACGAUCUUCAUACGUUUUAUCUGUCUGAGGCAGACGGGUAGAAGGUUUUGAACGAUCCAAACGUAACAGAGCCAGACGUCGAACUUUUCAUAAACUUAACACUCUUUAAGUUUGGUUCGUCUUAUGGAAAGUUCCACGUUUGGCCUUGGCCUUAUGGGUCCUACCUGUUUCCCAUAUUGGUUAGGAUGUUGGACUCAAAUUAAAAAUGGACUAAUAGCACCUACCAUUUACCUUGUCAAGCCUCCCUGAAAAUGGCCAUAAUCAGAGUCACCUCUGAGGCGAAUAUGUUCAAAUGCUUCGGUCUUUUGUGAUUAGAUGUUAUUGAGAAAAUAUACUGUUAGUGGAAGUCUCUUGAUUGAGCAGCUUUUUCUUUUCUCUGUAUCAACAGUCGUAACAACGGUUAUGCAAUAUCUACUCCUACGGAUGAGCAAUACAGAGGGGAUGGAAUAGGUGAGUAUACCUUAGGCCAGACGAACCAAAGCAAAAGCUCAUUGCAGUCUUCUUGAACGUUUUUAAUUAUCACCGAUGUGUUUUGCUCCUUAAUAUUUUUUUAUCAUUUAUAUUGACAUUUACCUCUUAACCUCUUUCCAGCAAGAAUGGCUAAAGUAGAAAUUCAAUACAAUUUUCACAUUUCAUCUUGUGGAAUGAUGAAAAUAACAUAGUACCAUGUGAGAGUACCGCAAAACAGGUUUCAUUUGAGUAUAGUUACACCAGUAAUCUGAAAUGUCAGUCUUCUCUUUGCACCAGCAACCCCUCUCCCCCCCGCCCCUAAACGGGCGGCCCGACGAGACAGACAGGUAACAAUUGUUUGUUUUCUUAACCAAUCAACAUCAACUAACCAUUUACGCAAAAGUUUUUGACGUCAAGAGAGAUUAAGAUUCACGUUUACGGCAAACGGCAAACGUCAGAUUCAAGUUGAGAAUUUCUCAGAGAGAAAAAUAAGCAGAUAAAAACUGUCCAGAACAGUUCUUAUGGAGAAAACUGGCUUGAAACUACUUAUUUUGGGGUAGAAGUAAUAAACAGUAAACGACAACUAAUGGGAAAACUUGGUCACGUGUUGCAAAUUCACGUUUGCCGUUUGGCGUAAACGUGAAUCUUAAUCUCUUUAUUCGUGAACUUACGCAACAGGACGGCAGAGGAAAGAAGACGGCAAACCUUGUGUGACAAGCGUGACAAUGAUUUUGUUAGAAAUAACUUUUCGCCAAACUUCACUUUCCUUUAAACAGAUCUUUUUGUAAGAGACCAGAAAACAUUGAUGUUAGUGACGAUCACGACAAAAUACGCACGUAAUAGCCUUGUCACGUUCGUCACGCGCAUGCGAUUUGCCGUCCUGUUCUUCCUGCUGCCCUGUUGUCCAGUCUCUCGUCUGGCCGCCCAUUUGUGGGUAGGGGGUGGGGCAAAGAGACGACGGACAUUUCAGACUAUUACACCAUUAUAGGAUUUCGUCCACAAACACAAAAGGUAAAACAACCUUACAAGUGUAAAGAAUAAAAUGAAUUAAAAGUUUGCGCAGUCAUCACAUCCCAGUCUUUCCUGAACUGUGAAAGGAUAAGCAUAUUGUAUCCUUUAUUUUAAGCUGGGCGUAGCAGGGGCUAUGGGAUGAUGGCUAUUCGUGUAGAUGGCAAUGAUGUGUUUGCGGUUUAUAACGUUACCAAAGCAGCACGUGACAUUGCAGUAAAUCAACAGCGACCUGUUUUGAUUGAAGCCAUGACUUACAGGUAAGAUAAAGAAGACGCUAAGUUGCUCGUUUUAGAAGUGCUACUGAGUUCCAUCUCCGCCAUAUCGCUUACCUAUAUACUUUUGGAAACUGUCAGAAGAAGGAAAUAAUAUUUUUUGAAAGUCUUUAAAAACAGUUGUUUUAGAGAAAAUAUCUGGGUUUCUAAGGAUAAAACAAAUUGCGCAAUAUACUAUUCUGUGCGUUCCUUCGAGAUGAUUCGGAGCAAGAUCGGUGAUCCGAGAUCCGAGGUCACUGCCAUCAUGGUGUCUCCAAUGCUCUGAUGGAUACAUUCAGCUCAAGAAUUCACCUCUUCCUUGAAUGAAGCUGAUCCGGGUGAUCUCGGAUCACUAAUCAUAAUCAAAAUCUACCUAAAGGAACACAACCUGUGAGGUCAUCUACCGUGGUUCUGUGGUGUACCUUAGGUGCCGUGGGUGGAACCAUCCACUGACCUUGUAUUUUGUGGUUUAACCGUGUUGUUCGUCUUGUUUUCCUUGGUUUGAUCAUUAGUCUAUUUAAAAUGUUGUUUUGGAGACAGAAAACUACGUACUACAACUGGCAGAGUUUAAUUGGCGUGAAAUGUUCAAACCAAUCGCCCAAACGGAUAUGUAGCUAAUACAUUGUAUAACCCAAACAGUUCAAAACGCCUCUUAAAGGGCACGCUCCAUCUUUCUCAACCAACCUUGAUCCAGUUCUAUAUCGUUGUCGGUCAUAAACAAUAAGGUCAAGUCAUAGCUGACUUAUAAGAAAAGUUUCAGUGGCCCUUUAAACUUAAAAUAUAUAAACUACUGUAUUUAAAAGUUGAAGUAACUUCCUCGCACUAUUCAUAUGACGAAUAGAAAAAGGGAGUUAUCAGUCCACACUAUAUUACCUAUGUCGGAUUAUUAACGCAGAAUUAAUCGUUUCGUGCUAUACUACUUAUGUUGAAUGCAAAAUCGGGUGUAAAUAAUUUGCACUAUACUACUACGUCGACGAAGAAAAAGAUGGGAAUAACCGCUGACUCGCGCUAUAUACUCCUUAUGUCCAUUUUUAAAAACAGCAGUAAACGGUUCGUGAUAAGCUACAUACAUCGACUAAGAAAAUAAUGCGUGCAGCCGCCUGCUUGCUCUAUACUGAUGACGGCUUACGAAAAAAACCAAGAGUAAUAUUUUCGCGCCAUAUUACUUUGUCGGCUUUUCAAUUAAAAUUACUCAAAAUCCCUUCUACAGGACUGGAGAUCACAGCACUAUGGCGAGUGACGAUAAAGCAAUGCACCGCUCAUCAAAGGAAGUCGAUUAAUGGAAAACAGAGCUCAAUCCAAUUGUGAGGCUUAGGUAAAUAAGCAAAAGUUUAUCAAACUUGGGUUACUUGUCUCACACAAUAUCCAGGACUAAGGAGUUUUCGGUCAUUCUCAUGAAAGAUCACGCAUCGUGUGUCAUUGAUGGGCACGCCAACCUAAUAUGAACAAAGUUCUCCAGAAAAUUUGAAGUGGAAGAAGAAAAACAUUAACAUCAACUGAUUAGAUCGAAUGGCGCGUCUUGGGGCUAACCCCUUUCAUUGGAGAAGUCCGGGAGCCUCCUCUCAUUUUGGGGUUCUUAGAAAGUGUGCUGUGCUGAAAGUAUCUGUGCUGUGCUGAGAGAUACUUUCAGCACUCGAAGAUAAAAUUCGUAUCCUCAAGCGCCCUGUAACAUCGUCUAUUUCUUUGGCACAAGAAGAGGCAGAAAACUUUUUGAAUUUAAUUCGUUUUUGGACUAUUCCUUCUUUUCAUCGUCGUUUCGUCUUGAGUUACUUAAACGCCGUACGAUCCUGUUUGAAGCUAUCACCCUAGCCAGCAUUUUCAAAGGGUAUCCACUUUGCAUUGACGGAAUAUAUCUCUCAGGGUUUCUUGGGUCAUAAUAAAGGACAAAACUGCACGUUAACAAGUACUCAAUAAUUUUCGUGCAAGAGACAUAUAGCUCUACUGACCAAGAAAAAUUAUGGAGUAACGAGUGGGGUAGUAAAGUGUUCAUUUUAGCUGCAGAAUUACCGUCUUGCUCAAUAAGAGCUGAUGAACAUAUAAAGGGAAUUCGAGUCCUAAACAAAGAAAUAAAAUUAUCUCAAUAUGCCGAUGACACCACCUCCUUUUGCAAAGAUAAAGAGUCGCUUGGGCAAGAGACAUAUCUUCCUGCAAAGGAGCGAAAUUAAACCCCCAAGCUUUGAUCACUUUUUUGAAUUCGUUAAAGACAAGUUAAUUGUGCAAAGAUCGAUUUUUUAUUCCAAAGGACAAAAAGCAAAAUUUCUUUCACAAUGGAAGCCUCUCCUCUCCUUACUGUAAAUGAUUAUAAUCUAAUCUACGUAUGCGUGAAGCAAGCCUGGUUGCAGUGUAUGUUGUAUUAAUCGUUGGAAUCUUAAUUCUUAAUUAUAAUUUUUUGCAACCUUACAUUUUGUAGUGAAAGUGUUAUUGUAAGUGAUGUAGUGGUAAUAAAGAUCUCUGUUAAUAAAAAAAAAAAUAAAAAAAAAUAAAGGACAAAACUCAAAUGUGACACGAUUUUCAUUUACUACUAGACGAUACAUGGAGAACAAAAACUGGUGGAACAGUGAAGUGGAAGAAGAGUGGAAACAAGAUUCUCUUCACCAAGUCACGCAAGCACUCUCAAGAGCUGACAAAGCAUUAAAACCGCCUGUGAAAGACAUGUUUACUGAUGUGUAUGACAAGCUACCGUCUCGCUUGAAGAAACAACACCAAGAAUGCAUGAACCAUGUCGCCAAAUACCCGCAUGAAUAUACCACUGAACUAUAUGAGAAUUAA